This is a messenger RNA of Selaginella moellendorffii, 1883 nucleotides long. Its product is annotated as pentatricopeptide repeat-containing protein At2g35030, mitochondrial-like. The transcript has 3 exons. NCBI's taxonomy places the organism in Eukaryota, Viridiplantae, Streptophyta, Lycopodiopsida, Selaginellales, Selaginellaceae. The record is from RefSeq and is a predicted model, not a curated record. Gene Ontology annotation, biological process: RNA modification. Gene Ontology annotation, molecular function: protein binding; RNA binding. The coding region runs from base 1 to 1152 and encodes 383 amino acids.
AUGUGGAACCCGGAGAAGGAGGUUUUGAUUAGGGCUCUUCGCGAAUGCAGCGCUGCGAGGGAUGUGGGCGAGGGCGCGCGCCUCCACUGGCGCAUCCGAUCCAGCGCGCUGCUCAGCGGCGAUCCCUUGCUCGGCAAUCUCCUCGUCGACAUGUAUGGCAAAUGCGGCAGCGCCGACGCCGCGCGGGGCGUCUUCGAUUCCAUGCCGCGCAGGAACCUCUUCUCGUGGACGAUCAUGCUGGCGAGCUAUUGCCACAACAGGUGCGUGGAUCAGGCCAGGGAUCUUUCGCGCAGGAUGCCCUUCCACGAUCCAAUCGCUUGCAACGCGCUCCUCUCGGCCUAUACCCACAAGGGGCAUCUGGAAGAAGCGAAGUCUCUCUUUGAUGAGAUGGAGUCUCGCGAUGUUAUUACCUGGAGCGCCAUGGUGCAAGGAUUUCAAGAGAAUGGGAAGCUUGACGAAGCGGCCGUGGUGUUUGAGAGAUCCCCCCGGCGAAACGUUGUGACUUGGAACUCCAUGCUAGCUGCAAAUGCCCAGUCCGGCGAUUUCGAGUCUUGCAAAGAGUUUUUUGAUGGCAUGCCAGAGCGAAGCGUGGUAAGCUGGACGACGGUGGUUUCAUCCUCGGCCGAGUUCGUGAGCUCCGAAAAGGUGAAUGGGGAACUCGCUGCCGCCGAGAGCCUCUUCCGCGAUCUCCCGGAGCGAAACGUGGUGACUUGGAACUCAUUGGUGGCUGCCUGCGCUCAAGGUGGCGACAUCGCGAAAACACAGUGUGCCUUCGACAAAAUGCCGCAGUGGAAUGUGGUCUCAUGGACGACUCUCUGCCAGGCUCACUCGGACUGCGAGGACUUCGAACAGGCCAAACUUGUUUUUGAUUCCUCCUAUGCUCACAAUGCUCGUUUGUUCACUGCAGUGAUCUCGGCCUCACAGAAGGGCCACCUUUUGGAAGCAAAAGAGGCCUUUGACAAGAUGCCCGAGCAAGACGUGGUCUCCUCCACGGCUCUCAUGGUGGCUUUCUCGCGAAAUGGAGAGGUCGAACAGGCCAAGUCAAUGUUUGAUACUAUGCCGGAGAGAAACGUUAUCUCGUGGACGGCUUUGGUCCAAGCUUACGCUCAGCUUGGCGAUCUCCAGCAAGAGUGGAAAUCUCGUCCAAGCUGAGGAGCUCUUUGAUGCAAUGCCCGAGAGGGAUCUAGCGUCCUGGAAUGCGAUCGUGGUGGCUAACCACAGACACGGAACAACCAACGAGGUGAAGACUUUGAUAGAACAGAUGCCAAAUCCAUCGUCUGUGUUGUGGACUUUGGUUGCAGGACACGCUCAGCAGGGAGAUCUCGACGAAGCAAGAAGAGUUUUCCACAAGAUCUCGAGGCCAGAUGCUUACUGCUGGAACGUCAUGCUCGCUGCUUAUGUCAAUGGAGCGCGGGGAGCCUGCGCGAUCGAGCUUUUCCGUGAGAUGGAUCUGGAAGGUGUGAAGCAAGAGGAAGGAUCUUACUUGCACGUCUUAACAGCGUGCAGCCAUGCAGGAAUGGUGGAAGAUGGUGUGAAAUACUUUGUGUCCAUGGCUGAGGACUAUGGUUUGAGGCCAGAGAAGGAACACUUUGGAGCGAUGAUCGAUUUGCUUGGAAGAACGGGGAGAUUGAAAGAGGCCGAGGACGUCGCGAGAGACAUGCCUUCACCAGCCAGUGAAGUUGUGUGGGGGAUUUUGCUGGGAGCUUGUAAAACUCACGACGAUUUCGAGAGGGGGACUAGAGCUGGAGAGAGGGCCUUAGACUCAACGUCGUCGACAAUAACUUCUUCCUAUGUUUUGCUCUCAAACAUUUGUUCAUCACUGUAGAUACACUUUUCGGUAAUGGACAAAUUCAAAAAGUGCGAAAUAUUUGCAUUUUAUUAAA